Molecule: messenger RNA, 2530 nt
Organism: Prunus avium (sweet cherry)
Lineage: Eukaryota; Viridiplantae; Streptophyta; Magnoliopsida; Rosales; Rosaceae
Source: RefSeq, a predicted model, not a curated record
AUCAGUGCUGAUGCUGAAACGCCAGAAGCGGAAAUGGCGGUUGGCUCUGACAGCUAUAUACUGUACCAGGGCUCUUGCUUCACUGUAUAAGGAAGUAGUACACGACAAAAAUGCCCCAUUACUGCGUUCCCGCUCUUACAAAGCCAUUGACAUGGAACCCAACAAAGAAGAAGACGAGAAGAAAUUGCUUGCUAUUGAUCAGAAAAUGCUUGCUAAUACUAUUGAUAUUGUGAAGGAAAACAACCCUGACCAUUUCAUGAGUCAACUUGGACGUUUUAAAGAAUUGGCUGCAGCAAAAGGGUUUCUGAGUUUUGUCUUUGAAGCAUUCAAGGAUGCCGCAAUAUUGAUAUUUCUGUUAAGCGCACUACUCACUCUAUUGUUUGGUAUCAAAUUGCAUGGCUUGAAAGAUGGGUGGUACGACGGUGGCGGUAUCAUUUUCGCUGUCCUUUUUGUUGUUAUCGUCUCUGCUGUUUCCAACUUUAAGCUUUCCCCAAGGGCAAGCCUCCCUGGUUUCGAUGAGAAUCUGACAACUGUACAAACACGCCUGAACAAGCUGACUUCUUGUAUUGGGAAGGUUGGUUUGGCAGUGGAUCUACUUGUUCUAGCGGUUUAUGUGAUUCAUUAUUUCACAGGAAACAGCAGGGACAAGUACGGCGACGUGAUGAAUAAUGUUGUGGCUAUUGUAGCUGCGGUGAUCACAACUGUUGUGGUAGCAGUUCCUGAAGGUUUGCCUCUGGCUUCUACUUUGACUACCCUAGCUAAUUAUUCAAUGCAUAAAACCAUGAUGAAUGAUAAUGUUUUGGUGCGGAAACUAUCUGCUUGUGAGACAAUGGGGUUAGCCACCACAAUCUGCACAGACAGACGAGGCACUCUUACUUUGAAUGAGAUGAAGGUUAUUGAGUACUGGCUAGGUAAUGAAGCAAUCACACAAGAGACAAAUCUCUCAGAGAUAGCACCGACCAUUCUCCAAUUGCUCCAACAAGCUGUUGGUUUAAGCACAACGGGCAGUCCAACUGAUCAGAAAGCAAUUCUUUCUUGGGCCGUGUUUGAUUUGGGUAUGAACAAUAUGGAUGAAUUGAAACAAGGCUGCAUGAUAAUCCAGGAAGAAACCUUGGAUUCACAUAAAAAUAGGAGCGGUGUUUUGAUGAGGAGAAACAGCGAAAAGGCUAUUCAAACCCACUGGAAUGGAGAUGCUGAGACAAUACUCUCCAUGUGCUCAAAUUAUUAUGAUAAAACUGGGACAGCAAAAGCCAUAAAUGAUGAAGAAAGAAUGCAUUUUGGGUCAAUUGUUCAGAAGAUGCUAGCUAAAGGCAUGCGGUGCAUUGCAUUUGCCCACAAAAAACUUCAACAAGAGAAUGGCCAGGAGGAGGAUGUUCCUCAUGAGAAGCUUGAAGAAGGUGGACUAACUUUGUUAGGUCUUGUGGGUUUAAAGCAUUUAUGCAGGCCAGGGGUCACAACAGAAGUAGAUGCUUGCGGAGCUGCUGGAGUGGUCGUUAAGAUGAUAACCGGUGAUGAUGUGGACACAGCAAGAGCUAUAGCUGCUGAUUGUGGGAUACUUGAUGAUCAGGAUUUGGAUCAGAAUGGUGACGCCGUAGUAGAAGGGGAACAAUUCAGAAGUUACUCAACCGAAGAGAGGAUGGAAAAGGUUGAUAAGAUUCACGUAAUUGCAAGAUCGACACCAUUUGACAAGCUUCUGAUGGUGCAAUGCCUCAAGGAAAAAGGUCACGUUGUUGUGGUCACAGGAGAUGGCACCAAUGAUGAUGCACUGGCCCUAAAGGAAGCAGAUGUUGGGAUUUCAAUGGGGGUCCAACUUAGCAAUGAAGUUGAGAAGGUGAGCUCAGAUAUUGUCAUCUUAGAUGGUACCUUCACCUCUGUGGUGGAAGUUAUGAGAUGGGGAAGGUGUGUGCAUGCCAACAUUCAAAAAUUCCUUCAGUUCCAGCUCACAAUCAGUGCCGCUGCGCUUGUUGUCAACUUUAUUGCUGCUGUUUUUUCUGGUAAAGUUGUAUUGACAGCAUUCCAGUUGCUGUGGGUGAACCUGAUCAUAACGAAUACAUUGGGAGCUUUGGCUUUGGCCACAGAACAACCAUCUAAUCAUCUUAUGGAAAAGCAACCCGUGGCUCGAAAAUCGCCACUCAUAACCAGAUUCAUGUGGAGAAACCUCAUUGCUCAGGCCUUGUAUCAAGUCACCAUCUUGCUUACUCUACAGUUUAAGGGAAGAUCCAUCUUUGGUGUGGAUGAAAAGGUCAACAGCACCCUUAUCUUCAAUACUUUUGUUCUUUUCCAAGUCUUCAAUCAGUUUAAUGCAAGGGAAAUGGAGAAGAAGAACAUAUUUAAGGGGUUACUCAAGAACAAGAUGUUCUUAGGGACAAUUGGUAUUUCCAUAAUUCUUCAACUGGUGAUGGUGGAAUGUCUGAAGAGGUUUGCUACUACUGAGAGGCUUGAUUGUGUGCAAUGGAGUGCUUGCCUUGGCAUUGCUGCUUUGUCAUGGCUGAUUGGUUGGAUUGUUAAGUACAUUCCAGUUCCUGCAUAA